GUUAAAAUUAUUGCGGAAGUUGUUCUGCUUUAGCUCAAUGUGACUUUAUCGUAGCAAUUUUACACAAAAAAACAACAUACAAACAUUGCGUUAAAAUGUUUCUCACCGCAGUUAACCUCGCCAAGGCCAAAUCUAAGACGGUGUUGGUGCAGAUGAUGAGUGCUGCAGGGACAGGGUACUGCUUCAACACCAAGAGAGGAAGACUACGAGAAAAACUAGUGUUGCGCAAACACGACCCUAUAGUAAACAAGCAUGUCCUGUUCAUGGAGAAGAAGAAGAUCCGCUCUCUUUAAUCACGGAUCAAACACUUGGAAUUUCAUGAUCAUGUAUUUAAACAUGCACUGUUAAAAAUAGUAGCUUAGGAUCAGGUAUGAGUAAGAUCACCGAUCCACACCGAACUGAAAGAUUGGGAUUAUAUGAAGUGUGACGACAUGCAACAUCAAAUCCAGACGUCCUGAGAUCAUUCCACGGCAUGACGGGAUUGAGAAACCCCCCAAGAAACAGUUCUGCAUGGGGUUGAUCAUUUAGAAAUGUUUAAUUGUUUAGAAAACUUAUUCCAGGAUUCUAAAAGCGCCAUUUGUAAAAUAAAAACAAUGUAAAGUUAUAUAUAAAAAAAGAAAUGGAAAAAUUACCAAAAUGCAACAGAAGAGGUUUAUUUAGUAACUCUAAAUAAAUUGAUUUUCUAUGUCCAUGAUCUAAUAUUCUGGAGCAAAAGUCACAUCAGUAUAAAAAUAAUUUAUUACAUGAGCAUUGAGUGUUGUAAUCAAUUUAAGUGUGUGUACAAGGUUUAAAGGGUAAAAAGCUACAAUACAUGUGAUGAUCUGUGGAGAUGUCACUAUUGGUGACAUAUUAAUACAUUUUAAAUCAGUUUGGACCUAAAAAAGUGUCUUUGCUGAUUGAUUAUUCUAUUGAUGAUGAUGAUAAUUAUUAUUAAUAUAAAUUAAUCAGUUAAUUGGAUUAUUUAAUAAUUUCUUUUUUGCUAGUGUUUCAUUUAACUGAUACAGUUACUAACACUACAGAACCAGAACAGGUCUCUGACAAAUACAGUAAUAAACAUUAUUUUUCUGAUAAAUUAU
Clarias gariepinus (North African catfish) is the source of this 1076-nucleotide messenger RNA. It is a transcript of the gene mrpl33, whose product is annotated as mitochondrial ribosomal protein L33. The record is from RefSeq and is a predicted model, not a curated record. Gene Ontology annotation, cellular component: ribosome; mitochondrion. Gene Ontology annotation, molecular function: structural constituent of ribosome. Lineage: Eukaryota; Metazoa; Chordata; Actinopteri; Siluriformes; Clariidae. Gene Ontology annotation, biological process: translation. The transcript has 4 exons. The coding region runs from base 96 to 293 and encodes 65 amino acids.